Messenger RNA from Drosophila persimilis, 1630 nucleotides. RefSeq names its product p21-activated protein kinase-interacting protein 1-like. The transcript is spliced from 3 exons. The record is from RefSeq and is a predicted model, not a curated record. NCBI's taxonomy places the organism in Eukaryota, Metazoa, Arthropoda, Insecta, Diptera, Drosophilidae. Gene Ontology annotation, molecular function: protein binding. The coding region runs from base 30 to 1571 and encodes 513 amino acids.
CCUGCGGUUCUCGUAUAAACAAAUUUUAAAUGCCGCCACAGAAAGAAGUUUCCACUGCAGAGAUGUGCCCAGACAUUGAGAUCAUUGUGGGCACCUACGAGGAAUACCUACUGGGCUACCAGAUAGUUGAGGAGGAGGUCAAAGACGAGAGCAAGAUGCUGCUGAGGCAAACGUUUGCAGACAAGUCCCAUGCCGGCGCCAUAAAAUGCAUUUCGGUGCAGGGCCCUUGGGUGGCCAGCGGUGGGAGCGACGAUCGCAUUUUUGUCUACGACAUGCGCCAGCGGAAGUUAUCUCAAGUCCUGCUCUCGCACAGUGGAACCAUAAACACGCUGUCCUUCGCCCCGGACAUGUCGCAUCUCUUGUCGGGCAGCUCCGAUGGACAACUGAAGGCCACGCGCGUGGGUAGUUGGGCUGUGGCUGGGGACUGGAAGAAGGCGCAUGCUGGCACGCCCAUUACACACAUUAGUUGCCAUCCCAGCAGCAAAUUGUGCCUCUCCCUGGGCGCAGAUCGCAUUCUGAAUACCUGGAACUUAGUCAAAGGCCGCGUCGUCUAUAGAACCAACUUGAAAAGCAAGACCACCUUGGGUGGGGCACCUGACUGUCUCUCCUGGUCCACGGAUGGCGAACAUUUCACCCUGACUGGCCAUCAGGUCCUAGAGAUCUGGGACAUAAAGACGGCCAAUGUAGCGAGGCGGGCCAAGACCCCAUCCAGACCGAUAUGUGUGGCAUGGGUGGGCGAAACAGAAUGCCUGUCGGGUCUGGAGAAUGGCAGUAUUGCUUGGAUAUCCCUCACAGACGAUAAGGAGGCUGAGCCAAAGAUACUACCUGCUCAUGCUGCUCGUGUCAAGGCCGCGGCUUGUUUAAACAACACACUGGUCACAGCGUCCAGUGCUGGCGAAAUCAAAGUGUGGCGCUGUCAACUGGAAAAACGCGAGCUAACAUUCAUUGCCAGCACAAGUAUUGGCUGCCGUCCCACCAGCCUGGGUCUUGUGGAUCUCUCGCUUAUCGAAAGCACCGCUACUCGACCGAAACAGGGUGUCCCUGCAGUAGUCCCCACAUCGAAGCCAAGUGACGUCGAGCCGGCGCUGGAGAUUGAUACACCAAAAGGCUUUGUCACAAUCGAAUUUGACGACGAUGCCAAGCCGCCGCCUAUAUCAAAGAAAGCAGCCAAAAAACAACAGAAAGCAGCCAAGAAACCCAAAAAGGCAGAGAUAGACUUUGACGAAAAUAGCAGCGAUGGUGAAAGUGAGGCUUUUACCGACAGCGAUAGCGACAGCAACCCGGAGCCAACGCCCAAAAAAGGUACAAAAAAGUCUGCAAAAGCACAAGGGUUUGUGAGUGCCGAGUACGAUGAAGAUGCGAAUGCGGAUUCAUCCGAUGAGGCGAUUGAGGGAACGCCAAAGCCCAAGGCUAGGAAAUCAAAGGAAGCGAAAGGAAAGGUACCCAAACCUGUAGUUGAGCAGCAAUCUGAUCAAAGCAGCAGCGACAGCGACAGUGUGCCCAAGCGCAAGCGCAAACAGCCCCCAAGCCACGCCCCCGCCAAACGCAAAGUCAAAAAACAAACGCGAUAGAAAUAGUCCUUAAUUUUGUUUUCUAUGUUGACAAUUAAAAAUAGUGUCUUAUCAAAUUA